AUGGAUGGGUACAAGCUUUGGUACUUGGGAAGCGACAGGCAUAGGAAUGGAGUAGGCAUCUUAGUAGAUGAAGAGCUUAGAGAGCCGGUGGGCUUGGAUAGAGAGGAGAAGAAGAGGUUUUGGGUGGCUUUGGAUGAGGUAGUGAGAGGAAUGCCUAGCUCUAAGAAGAUUAUGGUAGCAGGGGAUUUUAAUGGAAACAUAGGGGUGUUACCGGGAGGCUAUGAUUAUAUGCAUGGUGGGUAUGGUUUUGGGGAGAGGAAUGAUGAGGGAGUGGCUCUAUUGGAUUUUACGAGGUCUUUUAGGAUGAUGGUAGUGAAUUCGAGCUUUCUAAAGAAGAAGGAUCACCUGAUCACCUUUCAAAGCACAAUAGCCAAGACCCAGAUUGACUUUCUGUUACUUAAGAAAGGGGAUAGGGUGUUGUGUCAGGAUUGUAAGGUCAUUCUGAGUGAGAACCUUUUGACCUAG
This is a messenger RNA of Capsicum annuum, 465 nucleotides long. RefSeq lists its product as uncharacterized. Gene Ontology annotation, biological process: chromatin remodeling. Bases 1 to 465 code for a protein of 154 amino acids. Gene Ontology annotation, cellular component: nucleus. The record is from RefSeq and is a predicted model, not a curated record. The transcript has 2 exons. NCBI's taxonomy places the organism in Eukaryota, Viridiplantae, Streptophyta, Magnoliopsida, Solanales, Solanaceae.